Orbicella faveolata is the source of this 574-nucleotide messenger RNA. RefSeq names its product intraflagellar transport protein 20 homolog. Gene Ontology annotation, biological process: protein localization to cilium; cilium assembly. The record is from RefSeq and is a predicted model, not a curated record. Gene Ontology annotation, cellular component: ciliary basal body; non-motile cilium; cytoplasm. Lineage: Eukaryota; Metazoa; Cnidaria; Anthozoa; Scleractinia; Merulinidae.
GGGUAAUUACUUCGGACAAACAUGGCGGACGGUCCUGCAGGUUUUCACUUUGAUGAACUGAACAAAGUUCGGGUUUUAGAGCCAGAAAUUGGUCAGCAGACACAGGAACUUAAGGAGGAGUGUAAAGAAUUUGUCGACAAAAUUGGAGAAUUUCAAAAAAUAGUGGGAGGAUUUAUUGAUAUGGUUGACGCAUUAGCCAAAGAGGUCGAAAAGGAAAAAAUGAAGGCCAUUGGCUCAAGGAAUCUUUUAAAAUCGAUUGCAAAGCAAAGAGAGGCACAACAACAGCAACUUCGGGCACUGAUUGCAGAAAAGAAAACACAGCUUGAACGUUUCCGUGUACAGCAUGAAGCUUUACAGAAGGUUGAGAGUGAACAGAAUGAGUUUAUAGAGCAGUUUAUUCUACAAAAGUGAAUUUUAAUCCUAAGGGGUCACUUUGUAAAACUUUAACUUAACUUUGGUAUAUCAGUAAAUAAGUCCGAUAAUGUAAAUAGGAAUUUUAUUGCAUUCUGUUAGUUACACAAAUACAAUAGUCAUUCUAAUUAAAUUAAUAGUUUCAAACUUUUGUAUAAAGCUA